AUGAUGGCGGUGAGCGCGUGUCACCUGGAGUCGGACGCCUUCCUCGUGUGUAUGAGCCACGCGCUCAGCACAGAGAAAGAGGAGGUGAUGGGGUUGUGCAUUGGCGAGCUGGAGGCCACCCGUGUGGUGCACAUACACUCUGUGAUCAUCCUGCGGCGCUCAGACAAACGGAAGGACCGUGUGGAGAUCUCCCCAGAGCAGCUGUCUGCAGCCAGCACAGAGGCAGAGCGGCUGGCUGAUAGCACGGGCCGGCCCAUGAGGGUAGUGGGCUGGUAUCACUCCCACCCCCACAUCACCGUGUGGCCCUCGCAUGUAGACGUGCGCACACAGGCCAUGUACCAGAUGCUGGACCAGGGUUUUGUGGGGCUCAUCUUUUCCUGCUUCAUUGAGGAUAAAAACACACGCACAGGCCGUGUGCUCUACACCUGCUUCCAGUCCACAGCCAAAGGCUCUGACUUCGAGCGGCUGGAGAUCCCCAUCCACGUGCUGCCCAGGGAGGCCAUAAGCAAGGCCUGCCUGGACUCUGCCGUGGAGCUGCCCCGGAUCCUGUGCCAGGAGGAGCAGGACACGUACAGGAAGAUCCACGCCCUGUCCCAUCUGGACCCUGUCACACGCAUCCACAACGGCUCUGUCUUCACCAAGAAUCUGUGCAGCCAGAUGUCAGCUGUGAGCGGGCCCCUGCUGCAGUGGUUGGAGCACAGGCUGAGCCAUAACCAGGUGUGCAUUAGCCAGCUGCAGAGAGAGAAGGAAGCACUGAAGGAGGAGCUGGCCAACCUGUGA
Knipowitschia caucasica is the source of this 780-nucleotide messenger RNA. Lineage: Eukaryota; Metazoa; Chordata; Actinopteri; Gobiiformes; Gobiidae. The record is from the annotation of a GenBank genome assembly.